UCAGUUAGAAAUCCGAACAAACAAAUACGGUACGUCUAAGUGAAAUCACGUUGUUGAAGCUCUCUAUACACAGAGUUUUUUUUCUGUUCGAUAAAAUGGAAAAUCUCGCUAAAGUUUUGUGCUUAUGUGCCUUUGUUGGACAACUGUCCGGAUCAGCAAUACCUAUGUGGGAAUACCUCAGCAAACAGGAAAAGAUGUCUUAUCUAUACUCCAUGUUCGCCAACCAAGUAGAAGAAUUCUGCGAAUCGUCGAAUAUGAAAAACUGUAAUCAUGAACUACUCAAAUACGGCCUUGAUAAACUUAAGGAUAUGUCAGAGGAUCAUCUCGAUACCAUGGACCCUUAUCAACGUGGAGCCAGUAACAUAAUUUGGGAUGCCAUGAUGGAAGGUCACCAGAUGGCAAGCACUACUCCAAAACCUCAAAAUCUCGUCACCACAACAGCAAAACCAAACAGCUAUGACGACCACUCUUUCGAUGAAGAAUUUGGCAAUCAAGGAGCUGGAUCUGCUAGAAUCGAUACGAUAUAUCGUGUACCCCCUCCAAAAGGCUUCAUCUUCAAAGCUGAAACUGGAAAGCCUCUCUACACCUACCCCCACAAUUACCAAUAUAUUUCCAGAAUAAAUAAGGGAAAUAUUGCAAAUCAAUACACCACCACCACUUUGAAAACACCCAGUAUAUACGUCGACGCUCCUCUCAGCGGACCUAUGGAAGUCAGGGUAUACCCAGAUGGAACCCCAGUAAGAGACUCGUUGAAACAACUCCCUCACGAUGAAGAUUUGAGGCAAUAUCAAUUGUCCAAAGUUAAAAUACCCAAUUUGUAAGAUCAAACAAAAACUUGAUCAUCAGAUGAUAUUUAUGGUCGACCGAUCGACAACAUUUGUGAUAUUGCUUCUUGUAAAUAUUUAUUUUAUUUGUAUGUUUGUUAUGAUUGUCAGAGACUCUGAAGAAUGUGAUCCUUAUUUAUAUUCGAUAAUAUUAUUUUUAUUUAUCUUAUUUAAUUUUGAUGUAUAAUCACUGCGGUGGUUUUCAAGUGCUACAUCCAAUUUUAAUGGAUGGUUCCUGAAUUAAAACGAAUAUUUUAGGAAUAAAAUAUUUUUUCUGAA
Molecule: messenger RNA, 1103 nt
Organism: Harmonia axyridis
Lineage: Eukaryota; Metazoa; Arthropoda; Insecta; Coleoptera; Coccinellidae
Gene: Reg-5
Product: rhythmically expressed gene 5 protein
Exons: 3
Coding region: 96-821 (241 amino acids)
Source: RefSeq, a predicted model, not a curated record